AUAUAAAUUCUGCCAAAAAAUAAAAAUAACUAUGGAAAACAGAGGAAUACCGAUAAUUGAUCCGUUCGAGCCAGAUAAACUUCCAGCAAUUCAGAAAUGGAACUUUGCCAGUGACUUCACAGUACGAGUCAAAUUCUCCAAACAGUUCGUAGACACGCCAAAAAUGAAUACUGUUUAUGUAUCAACUAAACUACAGUAUGUCGAGUUCGGACCGCAACAAAAUGAUAGUCAAGAAGCUGACAUUUUUGUCUAUGGCAACUUCCCAGAAUUUUUUGGAUCCACAAUGGUCGUAAACGCAGAUACCAGAAUUUCUGCAGGCUAUUUAAGACUUUCAAAACCGUCUAUUGGCAACCCGGUUCUUGCUCCGCAGAUUUCCCAAGAAAUUGAGUUUUCGAUUGGGCCUUUAGCUGAUGUCAAGUUGAGUGUUAAGCCAAAACGCCAGCAGGUUAUUUUAGACCAGAAAAAGCCGAAUAUGACACUGGCAAUUGAAGUGACAACUCUUUCUGGUCAAGAGGAGAGUUUCGUGGAAGGAAAUUUGGAAAUCAACUUAGGUGGAAGCAAUUUGGGUUUAAUAAAGGCAUCUUCGACUCCCGGCAACAUCGUUUCAUGUCGCAAAGACGGUUCAUUCAUAUGGUGCAAAUUUGUGGCGGGAAAAUAUUUCACGAAAGCAUAUAUCAACAUCGUUCUUUCAGUGCAAAAAUUAGCGUUAGGCGAAACAACACUUAAUGAAUUCAAGUUCAGUUACCGUCUCACUUGGGCAAAUCGGGAACAAAUCGACCGCGAGGAGACUUUUAGCACCGAUCUUACAUUGAAGUACGAUGCUCAGUUGAAAGUUGUGGCUUUGAACCCUUCAGUUCUUCUGAAUACCAACUAUGAAAAGGCUAGAAAUCGGAUGUUUUAUAGUGUUCAGCUGUCAAAUUUGAAGGAAUCACAAAUUGGAGAAACCGAUGUCGUGUUUUAUGUUCCCCACGACCAGGAAAAAUUCAAAAUCCAGGAUUGUUCUGAAGACGCAAAAUUAGAACAGAAAACCGAUGACGCUUCUAGAUGUUCCAGUGGAGUUUGCGCCAAAUGCAAAUUCACUAUCCCCGUUUUGUACUCAAAGAGAGAAACGACACUUUCCAUAUCUGUGGAGUUUCUGGAAGAGCAGUUUUGGAAAAAGAUGGUGAAAGGGAAAGAGAAGUUUUGGAUUGGUGGGGACUACGAAGUGAAGGAGGCCGACUACAAAACAGAUACUAACAAAUUUCCCCGAAACAAAAAAGGUUCCUUUGAAAUCAACACAGUCAUAAUCCAACCUGAGUUUCCUUGGUGGAUAGUUUUUUUCUCCCUCUUCAUCUCGAUAACUUGGGUGGCUCUCUUAAUAUUGGGUCUAUACAAGAGCGGAUUCCUUGUGAAGCACAACCCGAACCUGAUUCGACUAGACCAGAUUAACGAAAACGAGUAUGUUGACGAAGAAGUUGAGCCGACCUUGACCAAGCGGGGGUUAGUCGAUGACAUUGAUAAGGGUAUCUUCGGAUAGUGAUCAAAUUGAAGCACCGAUCGAACAACUGAUAAACAGGAGGCACCCAAAUCGAUAGAUAAAGACACUAAAAUCGCUCAUCAUCAAUGUUUCUACAGUCAAUAAAUAUUUGAAUAGUAUUUGAUGAAAAAUCGUGACUCGCUCAUUAUUAAAAUUUGAAAAUUUGAGGCAAAGCUGUAUGACUUCUUAAUCCGUUCCGCCUAAA
Messenger RNA from Symsagittifera roscoffensis, 1721 nucleotides. RefSeq lists its product as uncharacterized. The transcript is spliced from 4 exons. NCBI's taxonomy places the organism in Eukaryota, Metazoa, Xenacoelomorpha, Acoela, Convolutidae. The record is from RefSeq and is a predicted model, not a curated record. Gene Ontology annotation, biological process: cell adhesion mediated by integrin; cell-cell adhesion; integrin-mediated signaling pathway. Gene Ontology annotation, cellular component: external side of plasma membrane; integrin complex. Gene Ontology annotation, molecular function: integrin binding. The coding region runs from base 32 to 1516 and encodes 494 amino acids.